GUGCCGGCUCUCUGGACCGGCUCGUCCCGGGCCGCCCCCCCCGCUCGGCUCACAGCGGGGUAAAAUGGCGGCCGUGGCUGCAGAGCCCCGAGCUGCUGGUCCAACAACAACAAGAACCCAGAACCCUGAAGGACCGGAACCGGGCCCCGCACAGCCCGGCCCGGCCGGACCGGAGCUGCCUGCAGACACACAGGACAUGAACGGCCUGCGGGGGGUCGAGCAGGUCCACCGGGAGGACCGGGAGAGAGCCGCUGGAGGAUCCGGGGCCGGGUCUGGAGGAGGAGGGGAGGACGGGGAGCUCCAGAACCUCUCUGACCAGCCCGGUACCGGUACCGAGCUGCUGCUCAGUCAGUCCCCGGUGGACCUGGUGGGGGACCGGUUGGGGGACCGGUACCGCUCCUCCCUGCUGGACCCGCAAUCCUCCGCCGUCUUCCUGCACUCCUACCCGGCUCCUCCGCCCGGGACCGGGACCGGGACCGAGGCCGGGCUCUCUCUGGCGGAACCAGCAGAACCGACGGACAGAGACAGAGACUACCCGGAGCUGAGACCUGGUCCCGGUCCCGCUGAGGACCUCCUGGACCCGGAGACAGAGCCCGGGUUCAGAACCUCAGCUGGUACCGAGGACUCCUCCGGUCCCGGUCCCGGUCCCGGUCCCGGCCGGGCCCAGAAGAGACGGCUGCUGACGGAACCCCUGAAGCAGGAGGACUCCUCUGGUCCUGGACCGGAAUCCGGUACCGAUCCUGGUCCGGUUCAGGUUCUGAGUCCCGGCUCCGAGGUCCGGGUCUCUCUGGACCACGUCAUCGAUGACGCGUUGGUGGUGUCCUUCCGGUUGGGUGAGAAGAUGUUCUCAGGUGUUCUGAUGGACGUCUCCAAAAGGUUCGGACCGUACGGUAUUCCAAUCACGGUGUUUCCCAGACGGGACGACCGGAGUCGACCUCAGAUGGCACCGUCACCGCCGGCUACCGACGUUGACCCGUCCGCCAAACAGGAAGAGAUCACCGCGAGUCCUGUGUCCGCGCCCCCUCCCCAUCCUCAUCCCUGGACCGCCAAACCACCGCCGCUGUUCCAGGAGGGGGCGCUGUACCCCCCUCCUCUGUUCAUCAGGGACACCUACAACCAGGCCUUACCUCAGCCGCUGCCACGCAAGAUCAAACGGCCAAAGCGGCGCUACCGCUGCGAGGAGCCGACCUCCAUCAUGAACGCCAUCAAGCUCCGCCCCCGCCAGGUGCUCUGCGACAAGUGCAAAGGUGUGGUGGCAUCAGGUGGGCACAGGGAGGCGCGGCGGUGCCCGGUGGAUCUGAGGGGCGAGGAGGUGUCGCGGCGGCGGCGAGCGGCCGAGGGACCGAUCUCCUCUGAGGUCAAACGGCUGAGAAGUGACGACAAGGGAGGACGCACUGCUGCAGACAGACGCUCAUCAUCAGGGAUACGUGUGUCAUCUUCACCAUCGCCUUCCUCUCGCCGUGUCCUGAGGGGCGUGGCUUCAUCUUCGUCCUCGCCGUCGUCCGUGUCCAGCCGCAUGUGUCUGAAGCUGAACCCUAAGAAGGUACUGGCCAAAGGUCCGGCUGUCGACUGCUCCAAAGCACCGCAGGUUCUCAAGAAGCUAGCGAGGAGUUCACAGCCGCCGUCGCCGUCGCCGCCGCUGCCGCCGCUGCCGCCGCAUCGCCGGCCCAAAGACCAGAACCAGAAUCAGAACCAGGGUCAGACCCAGAACCAGGACGGCACCAAGGCUGUGACCCGAGCAGCCGCCCUGCAGAACCACAACCAGAAGGUGCACUUCACUCGCCGCCUGCAACACCUCAGCGGCGCCGCCGUCAGCUCGAGCUCUCUCACGCCACUUCCACCCAGAAUGCGCCUCAAACCCCAAAGGUAUCGUACCGACGACGGCCAGGUGCUCUCCUGUUCCUCCUCCUCCUCUUCCUCCUCGUCCACCUCCUCGUCCACCUCCUCCCCGCCCAAACAGAGCGUACGCUCCUCGCCUCUCAAACCUGCUUUAAGUCCCGUCCCCACAUCAGACCCAGAACCGCCUCCGGUCCCGUCCCUUCCCUCGACCGCAGCUCCUCCUCCGACGCCCGUUUCCUGUGCAGCCAGUGUUGCCGUGGAGACGCAGGAGGUGUGCCCCCCUGGGGAGGAGGGGGUGGAGCAGGGAGAGCAGGGGGCGGAGCCUCCUCCUACCUGCUCCUCCAUCUCCUCCUCCCUGGACUCCUCCCACUCAGAGUGCAGCUCCACAGAGACCUUUGACCUCCCUCCUCCAGGAGACCCUCCCUCCGUCCCCGUCCCCGUCCCCGUCCCCGUCCCCGUCCCCGCUCCGCCUCCCUCCUCCUUGUUAGGGCCUCAGUGUCCCUCCUCUUCCUCUCCCGCCACCCAGAGCCCCAGAGCCCAUGGCGAGGAGACGCACGCCGGCGGCGAGGAGGAGGAAGAGGAGGGAGGUGAAUUGAAGAGGCGUCGUAAGUCUUCCACGUCCUCCUCCUCCUCCUCGUCUUCGUCGUCUUCCUCCGUCUUCUCUAAGUUGGUGUCCAAGUGUGCGCUCCCCGACGGCCGGUCGGUGUGCGUCGGCGACAUCGUCUGGGCCAAGAUCUACGGCUUCCCCUGGUGGCCGGCGCGCGUGCUCGGCAUCACGGUGUCACGGCGCAGCGACACGGGGCUGGCGGUGCGGCAGGAGGCGCGGGUCUCCUGGUUCGGCUCCCCCACCACCUCCUUCCUGCCGCUCACCCAGCUGUCGCCCUUCCUGGAGAGCUUCCAGUCCCGCUUUGACAGGAAGAGGAAGGGUCCGUACCGCCGCGCCAUCGCCGAGGCCGCCAACGCAGUCAAACAACUGACGCCUGAAGUCCGGGCGCUGCUCACGCAGUUCGAGACGUAGCAUCGGCUACGGCUGCCGACACCUCCCCUCCUGCCCCGCCCCCUCCACACAGGCCCCGCCCCUCCACACAGGCCCCGCCCCAAACAGGAAGUGGGAGGAGCUUGUCCUCCCCCCUCUUCAGACGGAUGUGUGUCUGUCAGAGACUAACGCAAACAGAUGGACGAUGUUCACGUGUCUGCACUUCCUGUUCGGAGAGCUUCUCAGUUACCUGUCAGUGUUCAGGGGGCAGUGGGCGGGGCUUAUCUCUGUGGUUACCUCCCCCUGUCUUCACAGAGGUCCUCAGUUUCAGGCAGGUGUCAUUCGUAUGUUCACACUACGAGCAACAAAACGGCCAGCGUGGCCAGCUACAUCUCCGCCGUUGACGUAGUCAUUAACGGCGUGGGAACUGGCUAACGGCUAACGGCCAACUUGACUUGUUGCGCGUCACGCCGCCACGCAUCGACUAGUGUCGGUUUGCUUCCGUUGAAAGUGACUCGUAGCCUGUCGCUUUGUCGCUCGUAGUGUGAACACAGCAUCAGUCAGUGGUAGCGUUUCCACUCGCCUCACCUUCACAGCGGCGGCGGCGAACGUUCGCUAACCCCGAUGAUGUCAUAGUGAUGUCAUCAGACUGAAAUCCACCUAUCCUGAUGCGUAGGAGGAUGUAGGAUGAGUGUUUUAGGACUUAACUUUCAGGAUAUCUUUGUUCUGGUUUUUAAUUCAGGAUUCAAGAUUCAGCCUGCUGAUUGGCUGACAGCAUGACAUCAUGAUGAUGUCACACAAUCAGUGAUGUAACAAAUAAACACUAAUUCAGAUGCUGGAGCUAACAGCUGAUAAGCUAACAGCUGUAGUGAUCGAUCGAUCGAUCGGAAUAGAAGUUCUGAUUCAACGCCGUCAAUCACUUAGAUCUGACAUGUUUGUCCCUCGGCGGUCCGGUGCCGGUCCGGCGGCGGUCUGGUGCCGGUCCGGCGCCGGUCCGGUGGCGGUCUGGUGCCGGUCCGGCGCCGGUCCGGUGGCGGUAUGAAGCGCUGAUGUGUCACUCCCUGGUUUGCUGGUUCUGAUGAGGAACGUUCCCAGAGUGAAAGUGAAACAAAAACAUUCUUCAGUUCACUAAGAUGAAAACUGUGAAACACAAAGUGUUGUUCAAACUGAGGCCAGGGGUCCCAAACAGGGUCCCCGUAGUCCAGGAUGAGAUCUGGUCCCUGUAGUCCAGGAUGAGAUCAGGUCCCCGUAGUCCAGGAUGAGAUCAGGUCCCCGUAGUGCAGGAUGAGAUCAGGUCCCCGUAGUCCAGGAUGAGAUCUGGUCCCCGUAGUCCAGGAUGAGAUCUGGUUCCUGUAGUCCAGGAUGAGAUCUGGUCCCCGUAGUCCAGGAUGAGAUCUGGUCCCCGUAGUCCAGGAUGAGAUCUGGUCCCCGUAGUCCAGGAUGAGAUCUGGUCCCUGUAGUCCAGGAUGAGAUCUGGUCCCUGUAGUCCAGGAUGAGAUCUGGUCCCUGUAGUCCAGGAUGAGAUCUGGUCCCCGUAGUCCAGGAUGAGAUCUGGUUCCUGUAGUCCAGGAUGAGAUCUGGUUCCUGUAGUCCUGUAUCAGCUGCAGCUCAGAGAUGUUCUAGGCAGACGAUGUCGAUGACGUCUCACUUGUUCUGUGGUUCAGACCCCGGAGCCUCAGUUGAUCAACGUUAGACUGACAGGGAGGACAAGGACUAGAGGGAGGACAGGUAGGACACACUGACUGUUAGACAGGACGCUGCUCUCAUGAUGAUGAUGCUGAUGAUGAUGAUGAUGAAGGUGGUUUUCCCGCUCUCUGUCAGACUCUUUUGACCGUCUGUUUGCAGAUCAGAGACGCUGAACUGAACCUGUUGUUGAUAAAUGAACUGAACCAACCGGACUAGAAUCAGAACCACACAGACUAGAAUCAGAACCAACCGGACUAGAAUCAGAACCACACAGACUAGAAUCAGAACCAACCGGACUAGAAUCAGAACCAACCAGACUAGAAUCAGAACCAGCCGGACUAGAUCAGAACCGCUCCGUCUGAGAACAGAACUCUUGUGUAUGUUUUUCUUUUGUUUUUUUCUGAUGUUUUAAAUCUAUUAAAAAACUGUCAAACUUC
This is a messenger RNA of Sebastes umbrosus (honeycomb rockfish), 4938 nucleotides long. It is a transcript of the gene pwwp2a, whose product is annotated as PWWP domain containing 2A. Bases 65 to 2857 code for a protein of 930 amino acids. Gene Ontology annotation, cellular component: nucleus. The record is from RefSeq and is a predicted model, not a curated record. Lineage: Eukaryota; Metazoa; Chordata; Actinopteri; Perciformes; Sebastidae. Gene Ontology annotation, molecular function: histone binding; chromatin binding. The transcript has 3 exons.